Scylla paramamosain (green mud crab) is the source of this 10260-nucleotide messenger RNA. RefSeq lists its product as uncharacterized. NCBI's taxonomy places the organism in Eukaryota, Metazoa, Arthropoda, Malacostraca, Decapoda, Portunidae. The record is from RefSeq and is a predicted model, not a curated record. The coding region runs from base 155 to 661 and encodes 168 amino acids. The transcript is spliced from 3 exons.
AUCACCGAGGUCUGGAGUGUCGCCGAAACCUCUCACAUCCGCUGACAAAUAAUUCCAUGACGCCACUGUGCGUGUCGCUUCUGUGAUAGGCCUGUCGUCCCCUUGAUAGGCCUGUCUCGUGGCCGGACUGUGGAGCAGAGGAGGGACUCGAGACAUGAAGAGAUUCUGGCUGGAGGACGCGUGGCAUUGGUCAAGCACUGCCAGAAUGACCCUCCGCAGAGUGCCAGGGGGAGUCUGCUUGUACUACUUGUUCAUCAUUAUUUUUGUACAUUUCGUGCCUUCUUCGUCUAUUGUAGGAGAGACUUGUGGCAUCCAUAAGCCUUCACCAUGUUCAACUAAUGAAAUAUGUGUGCAAGUGAAUGAGACUUCAGCAAUAUGUGAGUGUUUGCCACAUUUUGAGGUUAAUGAAGCAACAGGCAAAUGUGAAUACCCCAAGCCUCCACCAGAGCCACCAGGGAACCACUUGGGCUUGGCACUGGGUCUGGGUAUCACGGUUUUCCUCUUGCUGGUGAUUCUCAUCCUGAUUGUGCUGCAUCGCAAAUUUGGUCUAUUUUCUGGUAUGUGUGACCGUUUUCCUUCCCUCCGCCACCUCACUAUUAGAAGUGGAGACAUUAUUAUGGUGGACAAUGAUGAUGAGCCAGAUAUUAAUCCCAUAGCCUGAUGAUGUUAAGCAUUGAGGAUGUGGCAGAUGUUUAUCUCAUAGCCUGAGGAAUAUUUUAUUCCAUAAUCAGUGAUGUGUUUGGGAAAAAUGGUUAUCUCAGUUUUAAGAGCUGUUCCUCACAUUGUGAUGAGAGAUACUUGCUGAUAUCAGUUAUGAAAGUAUUAAGUGAAACACUACUGAUUUUACUUUUAAGAUGCAAAGUAUGUUUUAUGUAAUUGUUUUAUAGGAACAAGGUGCACUUCUUGGUUGUGUUUUUAGAGUGAAUCACAGAGAGGCUGAUAGAGUUGUAGGUUUUGUUGCAUAGGGUAAUUUUUCAAUAAUUGUAUUUAAUUGUAUUUUUACUAGUUUCAGCAUGUGAUAUUUAUUGAUAUAGAUCCAUGCCAUAGAGCAAGUUGACUGGUAUUAGCUUUAACAUUAUGGGGAAUACCCAUCAUGAAUUGGAUAUGCUAUAUGAAACUUUACUGAAAAUUAUAUAUUGUCUGUAAUUCCUUGUGGGAAGUCUACCAUAAUGAGAUGCUUGCUUUUAUUGGUGAAGCAAAUGAAGGACAAGUAUUAUAUUGUAAUUACUGAAUGAAGUCAAGAAGUCAGGCAAGUCUGUCAUUCUUCAUUAAGGUAAUUAGCACAAAAGUGUCAUUUCUGUCAGACCACUUCUCCAGGAUCUGAACUCAAACCACCCAUCCGUCAGCCUGUGGAUACUCUGUAUCUUGUCCAUCUGGCACACAGGAAAGUUUGUUCUAUCUCAAGUGUUUCCUAUCUUAAGAUCAUCAUCAUUAUGUCUUGUAUCAUUCUGGUCUGGUGUUGCUGUCUAUUGAAGAUACAUCUGUGUUGAUUUCCUGUAGCUGAUUAGAAUGUAUCCCUCAAAAGCGGAUAAAAAUGCCUGGAAGCAAAGAUAUACAUGUGAUGCCUGACACUGUUUACAGAUCACUCUUUGUCUUAAUGAUUUUGCAGGCAGUAGCAUUGUUGUUUGGGUGGGCUGUCACAUUGCCAUCUUUAUAUGCUUUCAUACAUAAGCAAUAGCAAGAAAAUGACUUAAGAUGAACAAAUGAAGUAAGUGGUUUUAAUGAGCUGCCUGAUUUCAUUGCAGAAGUGUACAGUGCAUGAAUGAAAUACCAAAUAAUGAAUAUCUCAGACUUUCUUAAAGUUGUUUCAAGGACUUGGAAUAAAAAAGAAUAUACACAUCUGAUCCAUGGAUAUAUAUUCUUAGCUUAUCACUUUGUUUAACCCUCACCCCAACUGAUCAGGAUAAAUUCCCCAGUGCUCCCAUGGAUGUGUAAACAUAACUUGUACUUUUGAACAAGAAUACUUUGGGUAGUCAUCCAUUGCUCUUGCAAUGGAUGAAAUUAAAUUUCUGAACAAAUAAUCUUUAAUCAUUCUUAAAAUAUAUGUAUAUGCUUGACUCAAACAUGGAAGAAUGAUUGAGCAUUAUGGUAAUAUUUAUUAUUGUGCAUUACACAGUUGACUACUAAAUACAAACAGACUGCUGUGUAUAUGCAGUUGGAAAGAGAAAUUGAAACUUUAACAGGAAUGCAAGAAACGUGAAGAAUCAAAAGAGCUGCCAGUCAUCUUUUAUUUCCAUUCCUUUAAAACAUUUGGUUGCACAUAUUCUGCAGUAAAGGACCAGCCUCCCAAUUUGCUCUCAAAACACACACACACACACACACACACACACACACACACACACACACACACACACACACACACACACACACACACACACACACACACACACACACACACACACACACACACACACACACACACACACACACACACACACACACACACACAGUAAAUGAUACAAAUGUAAUGUUUGGAGCAUAUUUAACUUUAUGAUAUUCUCAUAUAUAUAUAUAUAUAUAUAUAUAUAUAUAUAUAUAUAUAUAUAUAUAUAUAUAUAUAUAUAUAUAUAUAUAUAUAUAUAUAUAUAUAUAUAUUGUUUAACAGUGUAACAUCGUCCAAUUAUUUUCUGACUUAAGCUAUGGGCAAUUUAAUUAUUGUUAUUACUGCUAACACACACACACACACACACACACAGACACACGCACACACACACACACACCAUAGUUAUUAUUGAGGUCCAAAUAUUAUUUAACCUCAGCCCUCCCCUGCUGUGGGAAUAUCUGCCUGGUAUAUUAUUAUUAUUAUUAUUAUUAUUAUUAUUAUUAUUAUUAUUAUUAUUAUUAUUAUUAUUAUUAAUUUAUUUGUUUAUUAAUAUUAAUAUUAUUAUUAUUAUUAUUAUUAUUAUUAUUAUUAUUAUUAUUAUUAUUAUUAUUAUUAUUAUUAUUAUUAAAAAUUUUGAUUUAUGCAUAUUUAUGCAUGUAUAUGAUGGUGCCACAUUCAUUUCCUAGAGAAAUAUAGGUAUUUUUGCCACUGAAUCAAAUUUUACCAUAUUUUACCUGAACUAAUAUUUAUUUUAUUUUAUUUUUUAUUUAUUUAUUUUUUUCAAUGUAUCUGCAGUUGUGCUGUGUACUAUUUCAAUGAGUAAUGAUGUUUUUAACCUCUGAGCACUUGAUUUUUCUUCCUAUGAAAAGAAGUAUCUCUGAUUUCUGCACUCUCAAGAAAUGCCUUUCAUAGGGUGAGUGUUUGAUGUGAUUUUAUGUAUUUAUCUAUGUAAUUAGUGUAUCAAUUUUGAAAAGUUUGGUGAACUGUGAUAAUUUUAUACAGAUAUAUACUGUAGUAGUGCUGCUUUGCAGUUUUUCUUUCAUUGUUGGUAUUUCUCACUUAUGCUGCUUAAGCUUGUGCCUCUGUUAUACAUUGGACAAAGGCAGACAAAACACUUGUUUGAGCUAGUCCUUGGCAGGAGCAAGAUAAGAAUCUAAGGGAGCAAAUGGUUUAAUGGAAUAGUUUACUAAUCAAAUGUAAGUAGCCAAGGAGAAUGAUCAUUCACACACUGCUGGAAAGUAAAGUACCAUGUGUGGUAAGUAUAGAUUAUUGCUAACCAUUAGAAGAAUGAAUUUGUAUCAGUCACUGAGCUAAAUGGAUCAAGUAACCAGUCCUUUCUCUGCAUGAGCUUCUGUCACGAGCACCAGUAAUUCAGGCUCCACCAAUUUGUGGUAAAAAAUGAAAAAGGAAAAAAAAAAACUUGGUAGAUCUCACUGUGGUCUCAGUAUAUGCAAGAAUUAUAUAAUAUGAAGAAAGGUAGGCCCAAUGAGAAGUCUCAUAUUUUGAAUAAUUAAUCAAAUGUUACAUUUAAUUUCAUGAGUCCCUUUUCUUUCUUAAAAUCCAAGAUCUUAAUUACUUAACUCUUUCAUGAUAAGAAUGCACUAAACCAACAAUGUAACUCAAUAGUAAUGUCAUAUUGAAUUCAGUGAGAAGACUGAAAAAUUGAGAAACUGUACUCACUAAGAUGAGUGACAAAAAGAUGUGAGGUGGGAGUUACCUGUCUGGAAAAGGAGAGAUCUUUGAAGGAGGGGGAUAGGUAUAUUUGAUAUGUGUGUGUGUGUUUCAUUACAGAAACAAUACACCAGCUAUCUCCCUAUUUAGUAUACUAUGCAAAAGGUACUUGUACUAAAGCUUGUAAAUUUAUAUAACACAUGACAGCAACUGGCUACGGAUCAGCUCUCCUCUAUAUUCCUACUUCACCAGACACACACACUGUGCAGGAUAUUCCAUUGGCCUCCAUAUAAAUUGCAUAAGGUGAUUUCUUAUUGCAUACAAAGAAAUGUAAUCAUACGUAGGACAUUGGAAUAUAUGCACUUUCAUAUGUUCUGAAAUUGCAUAUUGUGAGACCAUGGUGUACUGUAAUGCAACAAAUCAGUGUUAGUUGUAACUUUAUAAGUGGAUAACUGAACCAUUUGCUCAUCCCCAACUGACACUCCCUUCAUAUUCAUCAUGAGUCCUGUCUAGAAAUUCUAACAUUAAGGAUAUUAUCAUUGUUUUAUAGAUUAUCUAGACUUUGGGUACUUCGUGAUAGUCCUAAAACUGUGGGCUCUUCAAAAGUUGAUGAGAUGGUGUAGCAGUUUUAUGUAAGACCUCAGGAAAUGUGACUCUUUCUUGUUCCAUAGUUGUCUGAGCUGUCUGUAUGGGUACAUCUUGUGCACUUGGCAUCCUCAGGAUAGAUCCAUUCAGUACUAAACAUGAUGGACUAGAAUGGUUUGAGACAGCAGUCAAUUUGGUAAUUAUCUGCACUGGAAUCAUGCAAUUGGAUUAUUGAUUUCAGAUAAGCCAGUCUUCAUAAGUUUUGCCAUGAUUUUGUUUGGGUUAUUGUGGAGUCAGUUGCGGUCAUCGUGUUAUAGUGGGCUAUGGCCCUGUACUUUGGUGCGCAUGUCAUAGGUUCGAAUCCACAGAGAUGUUGGGAGCUAUGUGGCCUUAGUUGCUUAGCUUGCCAUUACAAGUAAUUCUCUUCUGUUGUGGGUAUUCCCACAUUGGAAUUAAAUUCACAGAAUUUAUUUCCGUUUUUCUGUGGUGUCAGUCGUCCUAUCUUCCUUCAGUUGUGGAAGAGGUUUGAUGGCCAUAUAUUCCUCAUAGUUACUAUGCCUACCAUUUGGCAUGAGAAAUAGAUUUAUGGUGAAGUAAAUUUGUAUAUCUAAGCACAUUCUCAGCAAACUCCAAAAAUGAUAAAUGGGGGACUUAUGCACAGCACUUUUAUACAGAAAUAUAUAUUGAAUUACUAUAUCUUGCUUUUAUGAGAUUGAGAAAGGAUUAUAGAAAUAUGGGUAGAAACCAGUGAACCUCAAUAAUUUACAAACAUAGUUAGUACUUAUUGACCGCUGUUGUUAACAAGUUUCAUUAAGAUGUAGGCAUUUCUUCAAUGAAUUUAUCACAAGUGAGAAAAAAUAGAAAAAGUGUAUAUUUUACCAAGUUUCUGAGUCACUUUUACCAGCUGCCAUUUCUGGAUUAGUUUCUUCAGUCCCUAUGUGUAUAUGAUAAUUUUCACACCACCUUGUGGUAUAGGCAGUUGCGGUGCACUCUGGAGUACCAAGCUCCUUGGCAGUAGUAAUAGAAUGUUGUCUUCCAUUUUAGUAUCACCUGACAAGAAAAAUUCAGCUAUCUUAAUUAUGAUAAAGAAUCCUGCUUUAUAAACAUCAGAGUCAUAGACAACUAAGUGUAAGAAACCAUAUGUUGUUGAGUUUUUAGGAAGAGUAUACUUGCUUCAUGACUUGGAGUGACUUACCACAUCAUGCAAAUCUGUUCAUUGCAGUCUUUUUUAAGCAUUUUUGUAUUAGUAAGUGUAGCAUUUAUGCUUCAAUACACAUCAUAUGAUUUUAUUCAUAUUGUGGGUAAAAACAAAGGGUAUAAUAUGGCAACUCUGUGCCUCACACAGUUGUACCCUGACACAACCCUUCACUCUUACUGGAUGGAUUUGAGAUAGAAAUUUAAGAAUUUUGAUUGUCACUUUGCUUACCUUGUCUACACCCACAAUUAAUUGUACUGCACUUGGAGGUCUUUAAGGAAUAUUGUGCAAUUAAAGUUGAUCUGUUGUUAUCAUGUCAUAGUUGUUUGGUACACUUAUUUUUAUAAAGAAUAUAUUAUAUACUAAUUUAUUAGCUUGUCUUUCUUCCUUAUAAUUGUUAGUAAACAGUAUUGCAGCUUAUUUUUUUCAGGAGAAUGUCACACAUGGUGGUGAAAUUUUACCUCAGCUUGAUUUUAUAUACAUACUAUGUUACAGAGUAAUAUUCAUUCAGAAUAUUUUUGUAUACAUCUAGGGAUCAACAAGAACAUUUUCUUUUUGGAGGUCACUGAAUCUUAUUUCUAAAGGCAUGACGUUUUAUGGUUUUCUUUCCUGUGUGUGUGUGUGUGUGUGUGUGUGUGUGUGUGUGUGUGUGUGUGUGUGUGUGUGUGUGUGUGUGUGUGUGUGUGUGUGUGUCCUCAUAUGUAUUACAUGAGCAACAGAGCUAGAGGAGGUACACACCAUGACCCAGGACUCCUAACCUACAAGGGUCAUGCACCUUUACCUUUGCAAUGGAGAAUAUUAGUAGAAAACAUUUCCAUUAGAUCAUCAUGAAAGGCCACCGAAUCAUAUUUCAUUCAAGGCUCCACAUUCCCAGCAGCCUUGAGCACCACACACUGUCUGUGCAUUGUCAGUACAUGCUUACUUAUAAGUAACUUCCUUCUUUCCAGAGAUUACAAUGUACAUAACUCUAUACUAUUUAUGCUUUUGAAAUAUGCUUGAUGAUUGAGGUUUAUUCUUUGAGUGAAAAUUUGUUUUAUAGUUUAAUUUUGUUUAAUUUAAUUUUGUUAUAGUUUUGAAUGAUUCUGUGUAAUCUUUGAAACUCACUUGAAGAUGGAUUGAAUUAAUGAUUUUUCAUUUAUGAAGUAACUACAUUUAACGUGGAAAUGAUGAUUGCAUCAAUUUUUUAUACUUAAGGUGUUCUUGAUUUUAACUUUUCUUAUUAUUACCAGUUCAGAAAAUAUGUUUAUGUGAUACUUCUCUGUAAACGGAAUAUUUUAGAAGAGAACUUUAAUACAUUUGAUGGUAUACUUGUUUAAAUAUAUUCCAAUUUUCUGAAAAUGUUUGUUGUAGCUGUGUGCACUAAUGGGCUUGUGUUAAAUGCUAAUACUGUAAUCUUGGCAUGAAUCCUUAAUAUCUGUGUGUGAUGCAGUACCAACAUCCCAUAGCAUUCCUGGUUGUCCUCAUAGGCAACAAACUGAUGCCCUGCAGAGAUAUAGGGCAUUAGGAUUUUGAUGGUGUGACCAAAAGAGCAGAAUGAUGCUUGAAGUGAGAAUCAGUGCAGAUUUCAGAAUUGUACACUUGAAAAUUGUUUUAAGCAAGUAAGUUAAUGUGUUUAAAGGAAUAUUUACUGGGAAUAUAUAGCUUAUUCACUAAAUAUUUUCAAGUUACUUUGUAAUACGUAAAACUGGAAGUGAUCAUCAUUUUUGCUUAAAACUUUUCCACAUCAGUAAGGUCCCUCCAUAGUGAACUCUUCCUCAUUGAAGUUCUGAAUUACAAGCUUUUUAUUAGUUAAAUUAAAUCUUGAUAACAAAAUUUGGGUUGUUAUUCUAAAUUUGAAAUAUCCAUUGGAUACAAACAUGAAAAAGAGAGAGAGAAAAAAAUAUCUCAGUGUUUUGAAACCUUUUCAAGACUGAGUGAUAAGGGUGGCAGGCUGAAGUGGUCUGAUAGCAGACACAUCUCUUGAUGUGGAAGGUUGAAUGUUGUGCUUUCUUGAUGAUUUUAGGUUUUAAUUCUUAUCCAUGAGUUGGCAAAGUAGUAGAGUGAGAAAGGCAUUGACCUUAUAAUUGAAGAAGGGAAUAGUUUUGAGUUGAGAAUAUAGGAAAACAAGUAGCAAUAGUUUUAUCCCCAAUUUCAGUUUCAGUGUCCUAGAAAGUGAGAAACUAAGAGGGACACACACACACUGAAUGCUCUUAGUAAUAUACAGAAGAUGCUUACAGAUAGUUGCUGAAAGAAACUUCUUAUUUUAUUAGUUUUUAUCGAGAGCUCCAUAACAUUAAGAUGAAGUCCAAAAAGAAAGUGUUGGUAAUAUAUGGAAUGACUAGUGUUUCUAUUUAAGACUUGCCUACACAUGAGGGAUCCGCAAAGAGGGCUGAAGGAAUAUUAUGUGUUGCUCUUGAAAAUUUCGUAUAAAUAACAAAAAAAUGCACUUCCAACAGUGAAACUUGAUUGGUUUUUGGAGGUUUAAGGAGAAGACAUACUACUGAAUUUAAUGGAUGAUCAAAUUUAUGUAAUAUUUAAAUGUCAAAUGUUUCUCAGUUUUAGGAUAUUUUGUGUUAUGAAAUUUUGAUGUUUGUCAAGGUCAUGUGAUUUUAUAUGAAUAAAUUUAACACUAGUUACGAUGGUGACAUACUUACAGGUAGUAUUAUGUACAUGAACUUGCACUAGAAUGUUCCAAUAGUGAAAAAGAGGUGCAUCUUAGGAGAAUUGAUCUGAUGAAGAUUACACUACACAAUGGGCAUGCUGCUUUUAUAUAAUUUGAUUAAUUUAUUGAUGUUACACCAAAAUAUUUAUUAAAGUUUUCUGACACAUUGCAUUUCUUUAUGUAUAGUUUUACUGGAAUUUAGCUGAUCCACAAGUAUUUUGUAAACAUUGCUAAAGUAAAAUAAUUUCAGAAGUACAGUAAAAUCCCUCUUAUCCUGCAUCAACGGGACCGCCGACAUGCCGGAUACUUGAUUAGAAGUGAAAUUAUGUCCACAAUCACCACCCUACACUCACGCAUCUAACCUUAACAAAGAUCAGCUGAUCGCCGUGCCGCGCGUUGCCACCGGCACUGCCACCUCACACUCACCAACACACAGUUGUAGCAUUGGGCCUGUAAUUGUGACUCCUUCUGAUCUUUUCAAGCUGAACCACUCGUAUAACACUUUGUCCAUAAUUUCACCACGAUGAUACUGCAGUGUGUGACGAUUUUCCGCUGUCUUUGGGGUGUCGGUGGCUUUCAUGUAAUCCCGCAACUUUUUUGUUUGGGAUUUAAUGUCGUAAAUAGUUGAUGAGCCCACACCAUAUUCCGCCAUUAGUUGCUGUCUGCUUUCACCUCUCUCUAAUCGUCGACAAAUGUCUACCUUCUGCUUAAGUGUAAGCACAACAUGCUUCCUCUUUUCUACAACUUUAGGCAUGAUGAAGGCGUCAGGCGAUAAACAGUGCACACGCGGGAUUGAGUCACUGAGUAAACACAGUGCAGUGGGCCGCGGGUGGCGUAAAGCAGUGCACUUUGGUGGCGAGGGGACAAAGUAUGCCUCGCGCGGGAAUUUUAAUCGAUUUUAUGAGUACACAUUGAUUUUUUAUUGAUUUUAAGGUUCGGGAAAAAUGUGCCGGAUACUUGAAGCUGCCGGAUACUCGAAUGCUGGAUGAGAGGGAUUUUACUGUAUGUACUUUGAUGUAGUGGUGGCCACGGAGUGCACAGAUAGUCAGUCAAGGUAGCAAGGACUCACUGUCCUGCUUUACUUGUGUGAGGUGCACAGGGUGAACACAGGAAAACACUUGAAUCAGAUUACAAAGAGAAGUGAAAGUGAGUUGAGCAGUUCUGUAUUUUUGUAGUUUUAAUCCCAUAUGUUAAUUUUUCAUAAUCUAAAGCCAUAGAAAUGUGAUGUUAGGAUUUGUGAAUGGCAGUAGCCAUAAGCUUGAUAUUGUUAUUAUUAUUCAUCGAUGAAUUUCAAAAUGAUAUGUUGGACUUAGCUCCGACAAGGUGUGUUAUUAGAAUUAUUUACUUUCUGUAUUGGAAAUAAGAUAUUUAAAGGUAAUUAAAGAUGUCCAAUGCAUCUCAGUCCUGCAAUGGUCAUAAUGUACCUGGAAAAUAUAUUUUUUGUUCCAAUUGAUUAUGCUGACCAUACUAUUGUAGAUAUAGAAAGUAAUCUCCAUUAAAUCAUGGAAGACUAUUCUUAGGAGUAUACAAACAUGUCCACAAGAGGAUAGUUUUCUCUGAAGCAUUUGCAGGCAUCAGUCUCAUGCUGGCCUGUUGUCAGGGAGCUACUGAGAUACCAAGCAUGAUUAUGAUGUCAACAAUUGGCCACAGUAUUAUGGUGUGAAUCACAAAUAGUACUUCAGAGUGCUUUUCCCACUAAUUCUGGGACACCCUCUUUACUUUUUUGCACACUGUAUAUUAGUACACACACACACACACACACACACACACACACACACACACACACACACACACACACACACACACACACACACACACACACACACACACACACACACACACACA